AUGACUGUGCGUCGUUUAUUUUUGGAGCUGGUUUGGGAAACGUCCAAUUGCUCGAGAUAUUCUUGUUUGACCAGCAGAUACAGAAACUCGGGCACUGUCAUUCCCAAUAAACCGACCGACUUUGUUUCUUUGAAGUUGAGUUGGAAUUUUGUCUUGAGGAUGUUAAGCAGGUCCUGUUUGUUGAUAUUAUUAUCGUUCAACAAAAUGAUGGCUAUGAUUAGCAUUUUGAAUCCCUGGCCUAUGAGUUCGUUGACGGGUUUGGGCAGAGUUGCACCUGUUUUCAUUAGUGACGAGGAGGACGAGGAUGAUUCUUUGAGGUCUGCCAACGACGAGAUCGCACGAGAUUGCGUUUGGAAAUACUUGUAUAUUUCGUCUUUCAAAGUAGAAGACAAUUUAUUGACCAGGAUCGUUGAUCUGAUUCCUGGCAGCAGAUGUUUCUUGAACUGGACUCCAUGGCCCUUUUCGUCUUCCAUUUCCAUGAUCUUGGCAACCAGCCCUUUGUUUAAGACCUGGUGUUUGUGUUCCAACGGAAGAAGGGCCCUGACAAACGCAUUGACCAGCUUUUCGACUCGUUGUUCGCGGAUAGACAGUCUGGACGUCAGGUCGUCGCGAGAAUUAGGUAUUUGGGUUGGCGAAUCCGACUCGAACUCCGACCCAGAGUCCUCCGACACGUCGUCUGUCCCAGCCGUCUGCACCCGUCGCGACUUGCGCACCGGCUCCUCGUAG
Ogataea philodendri is the source of this 726-nucleotide messenger RNA. RefSeq lists its product as uncharacterized. The transcript is spliced from 2 exons. The coding region runs from base 1 to 726 and encodes 241 amino acids. Lineage: Eukaryota; Fungi; Ascomycota; Pichiomycetes; Pichiales; Pichiaceae. The record is from RefSeq and is a predicted model, not a curated record.